UGUAGAGACACUCCAGUUACAUUCAGUCGUAGAAAUUGGUCUGAAAUGGGGAGCGAUGACGAUCGCCCACCUAGAGGCGAGUGCCCGGAGUGCUCCAAGCUGGUGUCCAAGUCAAAUAUGGCUAAGCACAGGAAGAUCUGCGGCAAAAAGAAGCCUCGGAAGUCACGCAAGGCUAUUAACCGUGACUCGUACGUCCGAAACAAGGACAAAAUCCUUCGCAAGCGUCAGGAAUAUCGUCUAGCCGAUCAGUUUCGACGCCUUUCAGCUCGCGGAGUUGGAGCCGCAGGAAAUAGAAGUGGAGGCUGUUGAACGGACAGCGUGGACGCCGGUCACCCCGAGCAACAUUCUGUAUGGCGUGAGGGAGGGAUGGUGGAAAGACAUUAAAUUAUGAAUUCUACGACUUUUCAUUAUAAAAUUCGCCACGCUUGUAGAUCGAGACAUAGUCUGCAUCAUACUAUAAAAUACGAGUUCAGACAAAAAUGUACGAUACGGUCAGAGCUUAAAAUA
Molecule: messenger RNA, 507 nt
Organism: Phytophthora nicotianae INRA-310
Lineage: Eukaryota; Oomycota; Peronosporomycetes; Peronosporales; Peronosporaceae
Exons: 2
Coding region: 46-309 (87 amino acids)
Source: RefSeq, a predicted model, not a curated record